GCAGCCGUCUCGCAGUGAUCGGAGAUGGGUGGGCAAUUCAAACCCAAGAAGAAGAAGAAGAAGAAGAAAGAAGAGUAUUAUUAAUUACUUGACCAAGACCUACUACCUAUAUAUCUUUCAGUUUCUGUUACAGACCCCCCCUCUCUCUCUCUCUAUCUCUCUCUCUGUUUGUGUAUAUAGUUGGCUUGUGUGGGAUGGCCGUACAGUGGCUUCUGGUGUGUCACGGCCUGGUCACGCUGCUGGUGGUGAUCUCAUUCCUCUGUGGGCAAUGGCCAAUAUUUCAGGGCACUUUCAUCGAACGCAUUCACUUCUUCCUCACCUUCGGUGCCUACGAUCAUUUCCGGCGAAUUGUUCGGCGAGUGUUCGGCUCUAGAGGCAUCGAUGCGGUUCUUUCCGUGGAGUACUACUGCUGCGACCGACCUAACCCUAUCUUACAGAUUAUAUAUUUGGCAAUAGUUGGAGGUACUUAUUACCUUGUUGUAAAUUCCUCUUUCAGCUAUAUACCUGGAUAUUAUUUAAGUGAAGUUCACAGGUACACAAGCUCGUUGGCCGUUGGUGUGGGUAUUAUACUCUUUCUAUUGACUAGCUUUUCUGAUCCGGGAACUGUCAAUGCAGAGAAUGUUUCUCAAUAUCUCUCUGCAUAUCCCUAUGACAACAUCAUCUUCUCAGAGAAAGAAUGUUCAACUUGCAAAAUACUGAAGCCUGCUAGGUCCAAGCACUGCAGCAUCUGUGAUCGGUGUGUUGCUCGGUUUGACCAUCAUUGCGGAUGGAUGGUUCGGCUUUACCUUAUCUCUUUAACAAAAAAUAAUUGCAUAGGGGAGAGGAACACUCGAUUCUUCAUGGCUUUUCUUCUUUGGCAUUUCCUUCUUUGUGUAUAUGGAACAGUAGCCCUUGGGUUGGUUCUUGCUGGGCAAGUGAAAGAAUUUAAAGUUAUUUAUAUUCUAACAGUUUAUUACGGGAUUGAAAAUUCAUUCCGCACUUUGGCUCCACAUGUUGUUCAGUGGUUGUUGGGAUCUUACAACACCCAAAUACUUCUUAUGGUGUUUCUGGCCAUCGUUUCUCUGCUACUAGCUGGUUUCUUUGGGUAUCAUGCCAAUCUGUGUCUCACAAAUACCACCACAAAUGAGACUUUCAAGUGGGCAGAUUACUUAAGGUGGCACAAGAAGGUACAGGAAGCAAAGAGAAGUUCACAAGAACUCAAAGCAAGUAUAAGUGGUCUGAACAACGAGAGGAUCCGUCCAGAGAGCAAAUGGAAGUCCCUCUGUGGUAGAUCUCGCUUGGAAGAAAAGGAGAUUGUCAAGGUUAAUGCAGUUAAUGCAUACAAUAAAGGGUGGUUGCACAAUCUCAAUGAAAUAGCCUUUCCCCUCUCAGCAAGAUCGUCAUUUUCCCAGGCUAAAUCAAAAUCAGGUUAAUUGUUGCUGUCGAAUGAAUUUCACUCGGGAUUAGACAGGGUUAUUCCUUCUGAACAGUUGCCUGUUGGUGUGAUCCUGAUUUUAUUGGGUCUGCCUACAGCCACAAUGGAGGAUGAUGUGAAUCAGUGCUUAUUUAUUACCACUUUGUUUUCA
Diospyros lotus (date-plum) is the source of this 1565-nucleotide messenger RNA. RefSeq names its product probable protein S-acyltransferase 17. NCBI's taxonomy places the organism in Eukaryota, Viridiplantae, Streptophyta, Magnoliopsida, Ericales, Ebenaceae. Gene Ontology annotation, cellular component: endoplasmic reticulum; Golgi apparatus. The transcript has 10 exons. Bases 195 to 1412 code for a protein of 405 amino acids. Gene Ontology annotation, molecular function: protein-cysteine S-palmitoyltransferase activity. The record is from RefSeq and is a predicted model, not a curated record. Gene Ontology annotation, biological process: protein targeting to membrane; peptidyl-L-cysteine S-palmitoylation.